AUGAACUUGGUGAUUCAUGAGCUUUCGCUGAGCCUUGUUGUGAAGGUAGCGCUUUGCCAGCAAUAUUGGCCAUCGCUGUCAGCAAGCCCUCAGUUGGCUCUGCGAUCACAGAGAGACGCUGGAGCGAAUGUGAGUAUUGACCAGGUAUUUACGGUGGGAGUAAAUGUGGGUCAAGUGCUGUCUGCGGGCGGAUCGUACAAUGAAACAGCGGCGUUGGAUUCUCUGAACAAUCUACUUCGUGUGGGCGUGCAAUCGUAUGUCGUCGACCUGAACUUUAGCGUUGAACAGAACUUCACGCUUUCUGGCUCUACCAUGAGCUUUGCCACAUUUCUUGCCACGAUACGACAGUACGUGACAGCCAGCAAUAACUAUUUGAACGCUAACAUGCUAGUGCUAUUGUUGCGACCGAACUUUGCAUCUGCACAGUCAGCGUUUAACGACUCGCUCCCCAUGGACCUCCCAAACAUCACAGCCCAGCUGGAAUCGAAUUUGGGGCUCUCGAAUAUCUACAGCACGUUGCAACUGAAUUCUGACCGUACACAGGGUCUUACCGUGGGCUACGAAGGGAAACCAAACACAAAUGGCUGGCCCACUUUGGAGUAUUUUCUCUACAAAGUACAGAAAAGAGUGGUGGUGGCCUACACGGAUGCUAAUUCAUCAGAUACGCUACCGAGCGAUUACAUUUUCGAUGGCUCAGCGCUGAGCUUCGAAAUGUCGAACACAACCGUAUCGUGUCCAAUAAAUGACAGUGUCGAGCUCGCUGGUGUGGCCCAAAAGGGCUGGCGUUAUCUCGAAACUCAAUUUGUCCCCAGUGACAUUCGAGAGUACAUAAUGUGUGGCUACUCUCCCAUAAUACGCAACAGUUUUACUCCACAGAAUAUAUCAGGUAUCUCCGACCUUUUGCAGAAUAGCUUAUUAUGGUCAUGGGCUUACAACGAGCCAAACAACUACGAGACCACGAAGAGUAAUGCUACUUCACUUGUGGCGCGAAGGUGCGCCGUUGUCCACUACACGGCGGUGAAUUCAACCAGCUACUGGGCUGUCGCCAACUGCUAUGAUAAAAGUCGCUCCCUCUGUCGAAACAAAGAGAACAUUUUUAACUGGGUCCUUUCCAAAGAGAACGACGAUUACUUUUCCACACAUGAGGAUGACGAAGAUAUUUGUCCUGAUAACUAUACGCUUGCCCUCCCACAAACACCACUAGAGGAAGCAGCUUUGAAUGCAUACUUUAACAGUUUUGCAUUGGAGGAUCAUGAAGCAUGGGUAGACCUGAAUUCAAUUUCCGUGCCAGACUGUUGGGUCCCAGGUGGACCUUAUGCAUCGUGUCCUUACCAGAAGGAAGUUUCCUCUCGUAACUUCGUCGGAAUCAUAACACCCGUCAGCGUUUUUUCGGCUCUCACGAUAGCUCUGCUGCUGUUCCUUACUUGGCGUAAAGUACCCAUCCAGGACAACAGAAAGCGCUGGAAAAAAAUUGUCAAUAUGCACUCAAGCGCAGAAAAAGAAGGUGUCCCGUCGUAA
This is a messenger RNA of Lachancea meyersii CBS 8951, 1518 nucleotides long. Lineage: Eukaryota; Fungi; Ascomycota; Saccharomycetes; Saccharomycetales; Saccharomycetaceae. The record is from the annotation of a GenBank genome assembly.